AUGAAGAGCCUCCUAAUAGCAAACACGCCGGCCGAAGAGAUCAUGCACGAGUUGGAGCUCACCUUCGGUCGACCGAACAACAUAGCAGAAGUCGAAAUAGCAAAGCUGCGGAGUCUUCCACCACCGAAGGACACACCGGGGGAGUUCUGCAGAUUCGCCACAGCCGUCAAGAAUAGCAUCGUAUCAUUGAAGACGUUGAAGAAGGUCAACUUCCUAUACAACCCGGAAGUGGCGAAGUUAUUAAUAGAAAAACUACCGCCGAACAUUCGACAUAGGUGGUAUGUCUACUGCCAGCAGCAAGCCCACGAAGACGUACCGGAUUUAGUACAGUACUACAACUUCGUGAAGAUAGAAGCUGAAAUUUAUAGCGUAAGCGCCGAACCCAUGAAGAUAGCAAGCAUGGACGACAAACCGAAGCCGUCGGAAAGUCGUCGUGUUCAAAUCCGUCCGCAGCGAACACAUACAGCGAGCAAGACGGACAGCCCACCCCGCCACAAGCCAACGUGUCCCGUGUGCAAAUCAAAUUCGCACACGGCGGCGCAACAGUGUGAAAAAUUCAAGAAAGAAAAUAGCUACGGGCGUUGGGAAAUAGCGAAGGCGCAACGUCUGUGUUUCCGAUGCCUACAAUAUCGAACACAGACACAUAACUGCAAGACGAAGACUUGCGGAAUAGAUGACUGCCCACGUAUGCAUCACAAAUUGUUGCACUACAGGGCAGCGAGCGAGACACAGAAGACAGAGACAGCAACAGUAUCGACAGGCGUCUCGCUCACACGUUCGCCGCGCAGUUAUCUCAAAAUACUGCCGGUGAAAAUAGUCGGACCGCGGGCCAGCAUCGACACUUUCGCCCUCCUCGACGAUGGAUCUACCGUCACCCUCAUAGAUGAGGAAAUAGCCACAAGAGUCGGCGCGGAGGGGCCGACAGAACCACUGAAAAUAGAAGCACUGGCCGGCGCAACGGUUCGAACAAAUAGUUCGAGACGCGUAACUCUAACGUUAUGCGGACCAGAAGAAGAGUAUGAGAUCUCCGCCAGGACAAUGAAGGGACUCAAACUCGCCAAACAGCAAAUAGAAGAAAGGGAUAUCCGACGAUGUCAACACCUGGCUGGCAUCAAGACGAUACUGUGUUACCACGACGCCACACCAACGAUCCUCAUCGGCCAAGACAAUUGGGAACUGUUACUGGCUAUAGAAGUUCGCCGAGGAUCUUCGUCACAACCAGUCGCGUCGAAAACUCCGCUCGGGUGGGUGCUGCAUGGAGCGUCCACUCGCAGUCUCGGCCAUCAAGUCCACCAUGUAUAUCAUAUACGUGAGGGGGCCGAGGAUAGAAUAGAAGAGGAAUUAAGAAGAUAUUUCUCUAUAGAAUCGCUGGGCGUGCUACCAAGGAAAACGCGCGCCGACCCUCAAGAACGAGCACUACAAAUACUACAGAAGAAGACUCGCGCUCUGCCAGAUGAGGGAUAUAGUACAUCGCUACUGUGGAAAACAGAUAAAGUCGAGUUGCCGAACAACUACGAUGCGGCGCUCAACAGGCUGUACAGCACAGAGAAGAAAAUAGAUAGGAAUCCACAGCUGAAAGAAGAAUACGAGCGACAAAUAGCACUCCUAAUAGAAAAAGGCUACGCGGAAGAAGCCGCCACCACAGCAUCGGGCGCCCGCACCUGGUAUCUUCCACACUUUCCCGUGCUUCAUCCAGCUAAGCCGGGGAAAGUUCGUCCAGUCUUCGAUGCAGCCGCUCGCGCCAGGGGGACGUCACUCAACGAUCAUCUGCUGACCGGUCCGGACUUACUUCAAUCGUUACCAGGGGUGUUAAUGCGAUUCAGACAACAUCCAAUAGCCGUCGCCGCAGAUAUAGAAGAAAUGUUUCUACGAAUAGAAAUCAACGAAGAAGAUAGAGAUGUCCUGCGGUUCCUGUGGCGACAACACCGGCGGGAGGGACCACCCCGCGAAUAUAGAAUGAAGGCAGUGAUCUUCGGCGCCGCCUGCUCACCGUGCAUCGCUUUGUACAUCAAGAACCACAACGCAGAACAACACAAGGAACAAUAUCCAAGAGCAGCCGACGCAAUUAUCCAUAACCACUAUAUGGAUGAUUACCUUCAAAGUUUCCAAACGGAGGAAGAAGCUAUGAAAAUCACCCAUGAAGUUGACACCGUACAUAGGAAAGCAAAAUUCCACUUAAGGAAGUGGACAUAG
Achroia grisella is the source of this 2193-nucleotide messenger RNA. RefSeq lists its product as uncharacterized. NCBI's taxonomy places the organism in Eukaryota, Metazoa, Arthropoda, Insecta, Lepidoptera, Pyralidae. The transcript has a single exon. Bases 1 to 2193 code for a protein of 730 amino acids. The record is from RefSeq and is a predicted model, not a curated record.